AUGGCCUGGACGGACAAACACAAUCUAACAAUAUUGAAUGAAUUCAUUCUCAUGGGGAUCACGGCCCUCCCUGAGCUGCAGGCACCGUUAUUUGCACUCUUCUUCACUAUUUACGCGGUCUCAGUGGUGGGUAAUCUGGGCUUGAUCAUCGUCACCAAGACAGACUCCAAGCUACAGACACCCAUGUACUUUUUCCUCAGACACCUGGCUUUCUCUGAUCUCGGUUACUCAACGGCUGUAGGACCAAAAAUGCUAGUAAAUUUUGCUGUAGAUCAACAUACAAUCUCCUAUAAUGGGUGUGCCACCCAACUCACUUUCUUUGGUGUGUUUAUCACCAGUGAACUUUUCAUUCUGUCAGCCAUGGCCUAUGACCGCUACGUGGCCAUCUGUAACCCUCUGCUCUACACAGUCGUCAUGUCACAAAGGUCAUGUCAGUUGCUGGUGGCAAUCCCCUAUCUCUACAGUGUCUUUUUGUCUUUGCUGGUCAACAUUAAAAUUUUCACAUCAUCGUUUUGUGGCUAUAAUGUCAUCCGGCAUUUCUACUGUGAUUGUCAACCGUUGAUAUCUUUGCUCUGCUCAGACACACAUGAAAUUAAAUUGAUAAUUCUCAUCUUUUCAGUUUUUAAUUUGGUUUCUUCUCUUCCAGUCGUCCUUGUGUCCUACUUUCUGAUCCUCGGCGCCAUCCUCAGAGUGAACUCUGCAGAGGGCAGGCACAAGGCCUUCUCCACCUGUGGAUCCCACCUGGCAGUCAUAGUGAUAUUCUAUGGAACCUUAUUCUUUAUGUAUGUGCAGCCUAAAUCCGGUCACACACUUGAUACUGAUCAAAUGGCCUCUGUGUUUUACACGCUGAUAAUCCCCAUGCUGAAUCCCAUGAUCUAUAGCUUGAGAAACAAAGAGGUGAAAGAUGCCCUAACUAGAACCUGGAGCAUGUGUGCAAAUACUCUGUUUAAAAUAUGCUGUAAGAUAUGCUAG
Molecule: messenger RNA, 972 nt
Organism: Rhinolophus ferrumequinum (greater horseshoe bat)
Lineage: Eukaryota; Metazoa; Chordata; Mammalia; Chiroptera; Rhinolophidae
Product: olfactory receptor 8K3-like
Exons: 1
Coding region: 1-972 (323 amino acids)
Biological process (GO): G protein-coupled receptor signaling pathway; sensory perception of smell
Cellular component (GO): membrane
Molecular function (GO): olfactory receptor activity; odorant binding; G protein-coupled receptor activity
Source: RefSeq, a predicted model, not a curated record